This is a messenger RNA of Drosophila rhopaloa, 903 nucleotides long. RefSeq names its product chymotrypsin-1. The transcript is spliced from 3 exons. The record is from RefSeq and is a predicted model, not a curated record. NCBI's taxonomy places the organism in Eukaryota, Metazoa, Arthropoda, Insecta, Diptera, Drosophilidae. Bases 1 to 849 code for a protein of 282 amino acids. Gene Ontology annotation, molecular function: serine-type endopeptidase activity. Gene Ontology annotation, biological process: proteolysis.
AUGAACGCAGUAACUUCUUUUGUGCUGUUUGUGACAGCUUUGUCGGCUCUGGACGUGGUCCUUAGUAAGCCCAUGGGUAACGUCAUCGACUUGGACAAGUAUUUCGAGGAGGCAGACACCAAUUCCCAGGAGCGUGUGGUCGGCGGCUACGAUGUGCCCCUGGAUGAGUAUGUGCCCUACCAGGUGUCCAUGCAGUUCCUCACUCGCAGUGGCAAACAACGUCAUUUUUGUGGUGGAUCCCUGAUUGCCCCAAAUCGCGUCCUCACCGCCGCCCACUGCGUCAACGGCCAGAAUGCCAGUCGAAUUAGCGUUGUGGCCGGAAUCAGGGAUCUGGAGGACACCUCCGGCUUCCGAUCGCAAGUACAGUCCUACGAAAUGAACGAGAACUACCAGGAACUAGUGACCAGCGAUAUUGCCAUCCUCAAAAUCGAGCCACCGUUCGAACUGGAUGAGAAGCGAGUAUCCACCGUCGAUGUCAGUGGUUCGGAUCUGGUGGGACCUGACCAGGAGGUUCUCCUCACGGGAUGGGGCUCCGUCUUCCACUUCGGCACUGGUCCCUUCGCCAAAUACCCCACUGUGCUGCAGAAGCUCAACUACAAGACCCUGAGCAAUUCCAGGUGCAAGGAGACCAUGACCCAACUGACGGACACCGAGAUCUGCGCCUUGGAGAGAUUCGGCAAGGGAGCUUGUAAUGGCGAUUCUGGAGGUCCUUUGGUGAUGAAGAGCGGAGAGACCUAUAAGCAGGUGGGCGUCGUCUCCUAUGGCACCGCUUUUUGUGCCUCCAACAGCCCCGAUGUCUACACCCGAGUUUCAAUGUUCGAUGGUUGGAUAAAGGAAAGAAUGGCUUAGAUCAGUAAUACAAAUUGAAGUGUAAUUUCCCAUUUAAUAAAAAUAUUUAAGCCA